AUGGCCGACGCACGAGCUCUUUUGCGACAACAGCGCGCAGCACGGCAACAGGCGCAAAAGCCCCAAAAGCAAUCGGCAGCUCCUGCGACUGCACCCACGUCCAAAAAGCGCAAAGCUGCGGAUGACACGGUCGAGGAGAGGAAACGCACGCGAACAGAGGAGGAGGCCGGUGUGCCAGCGGGUUUCUUCGAUGCUGGGGCUGCGAAAGAUGAGGAAGAGGUCGCGCCGGAAGCCACAGCCCAGGAGAGCGCGCCAAUACAAGACACCAAGCCAUCAGAACCACCAAAGCCGGCUGAGCCGCCACUCGAUGCUACUGCUCAAGCGGAGCUCGAUGCCUUCUUGAACGAGAUGAACGCUGCGAAACCCGCGUCACCUCCGCCCACCAAAAUAGCCUACUCGGGCGCUGUCAUUGAAGCUGCGCCCAUGACAGCCGCAGAGAUUGCCGCACAAGCGCGUGAGGACCAGAGCGCACAACGGGCGAAACGGGAUGAGGAGAUGGAGGGCGAGAAGGAAGAUGCCGCGCGGGCACUGGAAGAUGAAUUCGAGGAGAUGGAAGGUCUCGAAGAGAGAGUCAAGCGGCUACGCCAACAGAGGGAGGCUCUUCGCUCUACCUCUGGUGGGAUAAUGAAGGCAGAGGACGAUGGUGUCCAACCAUCUCCUUCCGCUGAAGAAGACGGGGAGAGCGAGUCUGACGACGACGAGGACUGGGACGACUGGAGAUUUCGUCCCGCUUGA
Alternaria burnsii is the source of this 735-nucleotide messenger RNA. RefSeq lists its product as uncharacterized. Lineage: Eukaryota; Fungi; Ascomycota; Dothideomycetes; Pleosporales; Pleosporaceae. The transcript has a single exon. The record is from RefSeq and is a predicted model, not a curated record. Bases 1 to 735 code for a protein of 244 amino acids.